AUGGAUGGAAAAAGUAAAACCUAUUGGGUUGAUAAGGAUGAUGAUGAUGUAACUGAUUCAAUUUCCAAUGGCUCUUUGACAGAAGAUUCAAUGUGUUCAUAUUUUUCUUCAUCAGAGAUGGAUGAUGAUGAUCAAGAAGUUUCAUCAUCUUCAACUUCUAGUUUAUCAUCUUCAUCUUCAUCAAAUUUAAAUGGCCCUUUAUAUGAAUUAUCAGAACUCAUGAACCAUCUUCCCAUAAAGAGAGGAUUGUCUAUGUUUUAUCAAGGGAAAGCACAGUCUUUUGGUUCUUUAGCAAGGGUGGAAAGCAUAGAAGAUCUUCCUAAGAAAGAGAAACCAAAUUACAGAAAUAAAGUGAAAUCUUGCAAGAGCUUUGGUUUGUGCACUCCAAAGUCAACAAUAUCAAAGAAAUCUUCAAGGGCACCUUCUUUAUCAGUAAUAAUUUCUAGAAGGAGAUUCCUUGGAGAGUCUAGCUAG
This is a messenger RNA of Lathyrus sativus (Indian pea), 474 nucleotides long. The record is from the annotation of a GenBank genome assembly. Lineage: Eukaryota; Viridiplantae; Streptophyta; Magnoliopsida; Fabales; Fabaceae.